CACAAAAAAGUCAAAAAAAGUCACAAAAAGGUCAAAAAUAGUAAAGUGUUAAUUUCCUGAUGUACGGGAGAGUGCGUCUCAUCGUCUGCAGCUUUUCCUCUUUACAAAUUAGAUACGUAGAGUGGCUUAGUGAUGGACGAAUGCUACUCAACGCUUUCGGUCCCAGCGAGUCCAUCUGCGGUUUCACGGUGGAAAUUCCUUGCGCUCGUCAGCAUCAAACGAGACCCCCUUGGGGUUCAACGUUGGAGGACAGACACGAUUGUACGUUUUGGAUUCCGACAUGAAGUUUGUUCCGGUUGGCACGUAGGGGAGGUAUUCAUGUCCGGUCCGACUAUGAGCUUAGGCUACCCGGAGGCUACUGCGCAGUUGUUCAUGACGGAUCCAUUCAGGAAAGAGUUUAGGAUGCACCGAACUGGCGACUUCGGCUGUGUCAAUCAUGAAGGACGACUUCACUUCAUUGGACGUCGAGACUGGAAAUUCAAACUGACUGCUUGUAGAAUUGAGCUGGCCGAGAUCAUUGGAGUUCCGUUGGCCUACGAUUUGGGUCCCAGUCGAUGCAGUGCCAUGCAUGCUCACUGGGAAGCUAUACCGCAAAUGUUUGCGGUAAUCUUGCCAUGGGCUGCCACGAUCCACGCAGAACGAGUUGGCGAUGCUUGCCGCAGCAUAGCAAAGCCGGCCAAUAACGACCCAAAAAUAAUGUGCAUUCCGCAGCUCAAGUGCUUAUGAAGCCUCGUUUCUAAUGUCUACUUUCCUUCCAAAGACUGAUCAAACCUCAUGCGGCAUAGAUAUCGAAGGAACAUCCCACGUAAGAUAUACGCUUCUCGUAUCACUUCGUAAUCAAGCAGUUUCCCUUCUUUCGAAUUCUGCUGCGCUUAUCUCGCAAGCAAGACAAUUAUAGCGCACGUGCCACCGGUAGUCAAACAGGAGCGGGCCAGAUGACAAAAUUGCGUGUGUCAGCCC
Molecule: messenger RNA, 960 nt
Organism: Pisolithus orientalis
Lineage: Eukaryota; Fungi; Basidiomycota; Agaricomycetes; Boletales; Pisolithaceae
Exons: 4
Coding region: 133-726 (197 amino acids)
Biological process (GO): secondary metabolite biosynthetic process; amino acid activation for nonribosomal peptide biosynthetic process
Cellular component (GO): cytoplasm
Molecular function (GO): phosphopantetheine binding
Source: RefSeq, a predicted model, not a curated record